Solanum verrucosum is the source of this 873-nucleotide messenger RNA. Its product is annotated as stress-related protein. The coding region runs from base 86 to 766 and encodes 226 amino acids. The transcript has 3 exons. NCBI's taxonomy places the organism in Eukaryota, Viridiplantae, Streptophyta, Magnoliopsida, Solanales, Solanaceae. The record is from RefSeq and is a predicted model, not a curated record.
CAAAACCCCAAUCGACGUUUUCUUCAUAACUUUUAUUCAAUUUGCGAUUCUUCGUUCAUAUCGAAAUCUCUGUGAUCUUUUUAUCAUGGCCGAAACAAACCCUAAGCCUCAACAACCCGAGAUGGCUCAGAUUGAGGAAGAAAAAUUGAAGUAUUUGGAAUUCUUACAAGUGGCGAUGAUUCAUGCGGCGCUCUGUGUGGUGAAGGUGUAUGGUUACGCUAAAGAGAAUUCUGGUCCCUUGAAGCCUGGUGUUCAGACUGUUGAAGGCACCGUCAAGACCGUGGUUGGCCCUGUUUAUGAUAAAUUUCAUGAUGUUCCCGUCGAAGUACUCAAAUUUGUCGACCGCAAGGUUGAUCAGUCUGUUCGUCAGAUUGAGACUCGUGUUCCCCCUAUGGUCAAGCAAGCUCCUGCAGCUGCUCGUUCUGUUGCAGCUGAUGUCAAAAGUGCUGGUGUGAUGGGAGCUGCAUCAGGACUUGCUAAAACAGUGUAUGCCAAGUAUGAGCCCACUGCCAAGGGACUUUACACCAAGUACGAGCCAAUGGCCGAGCAAUAUGCUGCAUCAGCUUGGUUCUCUCUCAACAGGUUUCCCAUUGUUCCUAAAGUCACUCAAGCCGUUGUUCCAACAGCUGCUUACUAUUCCGAGAAAUACAAUGUGAUGGUUCAGCAAACAGCAGAGAAGGGAUACAAGGUUGCUUCAUAUCUUCCAUUGGUACCUACAGAGAAGAUUGCUAAGGUGUUCAGUACUCAGCCUGUGGCUUCCAGCUAAGAAGGACCUGCUGGUUUACUUAAUGAUUCAUAAGUAGUAGUUUUGUUCUAUGUGAGGUUCUCCAUAUGAUCUGGAGUGCUUUGAAACAGUUGUUAUUUGUUUACUGU